CGUCGCAAGAGGAGCAGCUGACUGGGGGUAGAGAGGUGCACACGUGCACACCACCUAGGUGCAGAAGAAGCAUCGCGAAGCCGUUGAAGCUGGUUUAUUACUCGCCGCGUUUGCGACGUCUGUGCAGCAUAUGCACCACUCCGCCUCCUCUCACAAGCGCGACACCGACCAACUUGUUUCUCAUCCAUGGACCACAUGCAUCGGCGUGCCGACCACGGCCACGGCGGCGACGCGCCGGCGAGCGCCCACGCCCAGCAGGCCGGUGUAGACAAGAACCGGCAGCAGGAGCAUCAGCCGCCUUCUUCGUUGAACCCGACGGCGGCGAGGCUCCUCCGCGAGGCCAUCGUCUCCCAGCCGGACGGCGAGAAGCCGGCUGCCGCGACGGGCUUCUCGGACAUCCUGGCCUUUGCGCGCUCCGUUGACCGGGUCGACUCUCCUCUUGAGUAGCCCUUGAGCUUCCGCAGUCAGCUCACUAGCUUUGUUUCUUUUUUUUCUUUUCUUUUCUUUUUCCAUUUCCCCAUCCUGUACUCUCGCCGCAAUAAAAAAAGGUCAACACCUUCCUCCCUAUUUCGAUGCUUCAA
Molecule: messenger RNA, 581 nt
Organism: Sorghum bicolor (sorghum)
Lineage: Eukaryota; Viridiplantae; Streptophyta; Magnoliopsida; Poales; Poaceae
Exons: 1
Coding region: 187-447 (86 amino acids)
Source: RefSeq, a predicted model, not a curated record